AUGUCGGGCACGCAGGACUGGCUCCUGAGCCGCUGCGAGGCCGAGGCGCGGUCGUCGAGCGGCCACCUCGUCGAGCUGCUGACGGUGCAGAGCGUCGUCGCCGAGUGCGUCGAGGACGUCGUCGAGGCCUUCCGCUGCAACGAGCUCGCCGCGGCGCGGCGCGAGGUCGAGGUCGUGCGGCUCGAGGCCGAGGUCGCGGCGGCGGAGCGCGACGCGGCGCUCGCGGAGCGGCGCGCGGCCGCGCGCGGCGGCGCGGCGACGGCGUUCGGCGCGCGCGCGUGCCUCCGCGGCGUCCUCGACGACGUCGCCAAGUGCCGCCUCGUCGCCCGCGUCGCCGAGGGCGAGCGGCUGAAGCUGAAGCGCGCCGAGGGCGAGGCGCGCAAGGUGCCCGCGCUCGAGCGCGAGGUCUCGCGGCUCGCGCGGGAAUUGGAGGCCGCGCGGCGGCGCGAGGCGCGCGGCGGCCAGCUCAACGGGACCCUCGCGGCGCCGGAGAAGCGGGCGCCGCCGCGGCUGACCCUGGUGACGCUCGAGGACAAGCUCGUGCUCAAGGUCUUCUCGUUCCUCACGGCGUGGGGCGUCCUGGCGUCCGCGCAGGCGGACCGGGCGUUCUUCGCGCGCGUCGACAAGCUCUUCGGCAUGGGCUCCGCCGUCGCGGGGAGGCUCAAGGCGGGCGGCAACAAGCGCGCGAACGGCCGGUCGCCGCCGCCGGGCGCCGCGGGGUCGCUGUCCGCGGAGACGGCGGCCGCGAUCGCGUCGAAGUUGAACGCGGGCGAGAUCAAGGGCAUCAUCGCGCUGGACCAGCGCGCGAAGCGCCUCGACGGCGAGUGCGCCAUGCUCAAGGCCGAGAAGGAGGACCUCAAGGCCGCGCUCGAGGGCGCCGAGGGCGUCAAGGACUUCCUCGGCGCGAAGUUGCGCGACGCCGAGGAGACGCUCAAGGCGGCCUUCGAGGCCGACGAGACGCAGCGGAGCCAGCGGCGCAGCGACCAGGAGGUCAUCAACUUCCUCGACGCGCGCGUCCGCGACCUCGAGGCCGAAAACGCGGGCCUCCGGGCGCGGCGGGAUAGUGUCGAGGCGGACCUCGGCCGGGACCGCGACGCGGCCGUGAAGCAGCUCGCCCACGUCGUCGCGAGCCGCGACGCGGACCUGGACGAGCGCGACCGCGGCGACAAGGCGAACCGCGAGCAGAAGCGGCUCCUCGUGAAGGAGGUCAAGGCGCUCCGCGCGCAGCUCGCCGCGGUGCACCGCGCGGCCGCGCGGCGCGUCUAA
This is a messenger RNA of Aureococcus anophagefferens, 1266 nucleotides long. RefSeq names its product expressed protein. The coding region runs from base 1 to 1266 and encodes 421 amino acids. The transcript has a single exon. NCBI's taxonomy places the organism in Eukaryota, Pelagophyceae, Pelagomonadales, Pelagomonadaceae. The record is from RefSeq and is a predicted model, not a curated record.